Messenger RNA from Naegleria gruberi, 1323 nucleotides. RefSeq lists its product as uncharacterized. The transcript has 4 exons. The coding region runs from base 1 to 1323 and encodes 440 amino acids. Lineage: Eukaryota; Heterolobosea; Eutetramitea; Acrasida; Naegleriidae. The record is from RefSeq and is a predicted model, not a curated record.
AUGGCUCCAUCUAUUCCACAACACGAUGUUUACUCAACCGGUGAUAAUAGCUAUGGACAAUUAUUUGGAAAACCAUCAAUUAUUGAUAACGAAUUUGUCAUUAAUAACGGAUUGAAAACUACAUUAAAGAAUGAAAAAUUCAUUACACAAAUUGGUGCUGGUGAUGAUUUUACAGCAUUCCUCACUCAUGAUAAUUCAUUAUUUGUAGCUGGUUACAAUGCAUCAAAUUUUAUUGGAUUAGAUAUAACUGCAAGGAAGAUCAAAAAGGUGCAAAAUAGUAACUAUAACUCAUAUUACAGUAGUAGUGGAACUGAAUUUAUUGUGGACGAACCUACUGUAGUUAACACUAAAAAAUUCAAGACUGAGACAAUUACACAUUUAUCUUGUGGAUCGAAUCAUAUUUCUGUUGUGACAAAUAGGUCAAAUAUUUAUAUAUGUGGAUUGUUGGGAACUGGUUUUGUACAGCUUGGAAAUGAUAAAUUCCCAAAGGAAUAUUUAAAAUCAGAUAAUAAUUUCAUUUCAAUGGUUGGUUCUGGAUUGAAUUUUUCAGUAUUUGUUGUAAAUUUAAGAGAUGUUUAUGUAUUUUCCAAAGUUCCAAACGAAUACUCCAAUACUGGAUAUUGGAUAGGACAGACUGCAACUUCACAAGUGUUUUUCAAACCACAAAAAACAAUGGUUUACAUGAAAAAGACAGGAUUUGAGGAAGAUGGUAUUAUUGAUUUGGCAUGUGGAAAAAAUCACUUUAUUAUUUUAACAGAUCAGAAUGAGAUUUAUGGUAUGGGCUCAAAUUUUGAAGGUCAAUUGGGUGAAACAGCUGAAAACAAAUAUGAAGAUCGUUUUGUUAAAAUCAAAUUAUUGGAACCAAGUUUGAGAAUUUCAUCCAUUGAAUGUGGAGCACUUUUCAGUGCAUAUAUUGCAGGAAACAAAUUAUUUAUGAGUGGAUCAAAUCAGUAUGGACAAUUGGGGCUAGGAUACAAAACUAAAUUUAUGGGUUUUACUGAAGUUAUGACAAUCUAUGAGGAUUUUAAAAUUAGUUGUGGAAGAAAUCAUUCCAUUGUACAUCUUGUAAAAUCAAAUCAAGUAUUAGUUUCAGGUUUCAAUGGUGAAGCUCAACUUGGAAUUGGAACUGGACCAAAUGUUAGAACAUUUAAAUUAAUAGAUAUGAAAUUUGACAAGAAAAUUGCUCACAUUCUUUGUGGAAGGGCUUCAAGUAUUAUUGUUACUCAGUCAGGAUUUAGAGAAAUGGUUUUCAAACAAAAACUCUUCCAAGUUCAAAGCAAUUAUUGUAAAUUCCUUGAUAUCUCUAUUCGUGCACAUCAUUAA